CUUCCCUCUCGAUAAAAUAUAAUAAAAUAAAAUGCUUCACUUCCGCACCGAAGGCUACAACGGCAGCGCGGUCAAAUACUCGCCCUUCUUCGACAACCGGCUAGCCGUCGCCUCAUCCGCCAAUUUCGGCCUGGUCGGCAAUGGACGUCUCUACAUCCUGGAACUGACGCCGAACGGCAUCGUGCCCAUGAAAUGGUUCACCACCCAAGACUCCCUCUACGACCUCGCAUGGUCCGAGAUCAACGAGAACCAAGUGCUCGCGGCCUCCGGCGACGGCAGUAUCAAGCUGUUCGACAGCGGGGUGAACGAGUUCCCGGUGCAAAACUGGAAAGAACACAACCGCGAAGUGUUCAGCGUGCACUGGAACCUGGUGGCCAAGGACCGGUUCUGCUCGAGUAGCUGGGACGGCACCGUUCGCGUGUGGUCCCCGCACCGGCCGCACUCGCUGCUCACGCUCCCCACCCACAGCUGCACCUACGCGGCGUCGUUCUCGCCGCACUCGCCCGAUAUCCUCUCCUGCGUCACCUCCGAUUCCUACCUGCGGCUGUUCGAUCUCCGCACCCCUGCCUCCGCGUCGAAUCACCUCACCCUGCAGAUUCCCAUCCAUGCCGCCCCGCCGCCGCUUCCCGGCGUUGGUGCUGCCGCAGGUGUGCCGCACACCGUCUCGCCGCCUUCGGAGGCCCUCACCAUGGACUGGAACAAGUAUCGCCCCUCGACGAUAGCCACUGCCGGCGUCGAUCGGACCAUUCGCACCUUCGACAUCCGAGCCCCGCAUCAGGGCCCGCAGGCCGUCAUGCUGGGUCAUGAAUACGCCGUGAGGAAGUUGUCCUGGUCGCCGCAUCUGUCGAAUGUCUUGCUCAGUGCCAGUUACGAUAUGACAUGUCGCGCGUGGAGCGAUCAGUCUGCGCCCGGCGCUAUCGGGGACGUGGAUCUCAUGCGCGCCGGCCCCGGGCCGAAUAUGGGCGUCGAGCUGGGUCGCAUGGGUCAGCAUACCGAGUUUGUGACCGGCGUGGAUUGGUGCAUGUUUGGCAGCGAGGGGUGGUGUGCGAGUGUGGGCUGGGAUGAGAAUUUGUAUGUCUGGGAUGUGAGGGCGUUGAUGGGGUAGAUUGGACUUUUACUGUUUGUUCUGUGGCUUGGCUUUGCUUUUCCUUUUCCUUUUUUUUUCUUCUUUUUUUCUUGUAUUGGAUAUUAUAUUAGACUGCAUGAUACCAUUGCUUGAUGCAUCGUUAUGAUUAUUUGAUGCUUGCCGGGGUUCCGAGGCAUCUGGUGAUAUUUCUUUCUUUCUUCGUUUUUUUUUGUCUAUGUAUAACCAGUUCUUAAACUUCAACCAAGCCAGUCUAUCAUAAUUUCAUGGGACCCGAUCGACCGUCAAGUCCCGGGCUCGAGGUACAAGAAUCGACAUAUUGAUGUCCCUG
Molecule: messenger RNA, 1415 nt
Organism: Aspergillus heteromorphus CBS 117.55
Lineage: Eukaryota; Fungi; Ascomycota; Eurotiomycetes; Eurotiales; Aspergillaceae
Gene: pex7
Product: putative peroxisome biosynthesis protein (Peroxine-7)
Exons: 2
Coding region: 32-1105 (357 amino acids)
Biological process (GO): protein import into peroxisome matrix
Cellular component (GO): peroxisomal matrix; cytosol
Molecular function (GO): protein binding
Source: RefSeq, a predicted model, not a curated record